Molecule: messenger RNA, 1786 nt
Organism: Carassius auratus (goldfish)
Lineage: Eukaryota; Metazoa; Chordata; Actinopteri; Cypriniformes; Cyprinidae
Product: claudin-4-like
Exons: 1
Coding region: 46-702 (218 amino acids)
Cellular component (GO): bicellular tight junction; membrane
Molecular function (GO): structural molecule activity
Source: RefSeq, a predicted model, not a curated record
AACCAUUGUGCUGAGCGACUUUCCUUUGCAAAUUCUGAAAACAGAAUGGCAGCUCUAGGAUUAGAGAUCCUAGGGGUCACUUUAGCUGUGUUCGGUUGGAUUAUAGGCAUUUUGUCUUGUGCUUUGCCCAUGUGGAUGGUAACAGCUUUCAUCGGAGUGAACAUUGUAACUGCGCAGACCAUAUGGGAGGGAAUCUGGAUGAACUGUGUGGUGCAAAGCACUGGUCAGAUGCAGUGCAAAAUCUACGACUCCAUGCUGGCCUUGAGCUCAGACUUGCAAGCGGCCCGGGCUCUGUGUGUGAUUGCCAUUGUGAUGGGAGUACUGGGAUUCCUUCUCUCCAUUUUGGGGGCCAAGUGCACUAAAUGCCUAGAUGAGGAGCGCAUAAAAGCCAAAGUUAUGAUUGCCGCUGGAGUCACCUUCAUCUGUGCUGCGGUCAUGCACUUGAUCCCUGUGUGUUGGUCUGCUCAUAAUAUCAUCAGGUCCUUCUACAACCCUAUAAUCAUCGAGGCACAAAAAAGGGAGCUAGGUGCGUCUCUUUACCUGGGAUGGGCAGCUAGCGCCCUUAUGCUGAUUGGCGGGGGGAUUCUCUGCUGCAGUUGCCCCCCACAGGAGGAGAAUAGGUACGGCCCACCCAGCAGGAUGGUUUACUCCGCUGCACGUUCUGUUCCACUCAGUGGCUUUGACAAACAAGACUAUGUGUGAACAAACAUACUCUUUAUAUGUGUCGCAACUCUGUUCAUUUAUGUCCUGAACGGAGAACAUGAUGACAAGGCUUAAGACUGUGUGUAUUUAUGUACAGUGAGUUCUGCUGUUUUGCCAUUCAAGUGUCUUUUCCUAAUUUGCUUGCUAGUGUGCUUUCUUUUGUCAUGAAGAAUUGCAAGUAUUACAUUAUUACUUAUAAUAAGCACAUGAAUAAGUAUGUUCAUAGCCAUGUGUAAACUGAUAACAAUGUUGUCAUUUUUAGUAUUGUGUUAUUACCAAUAAUUUAAAUUUUUCUUCAGUGCUUCUUUCGUAAAAUGUUCAUUACAUGGAUGUUCUUGUAGUCGAAGUGUGCCACUUCUCUGUCUGCUGCAGGGAUUGAAAAUUAACCUUAGCCAUUAAAAAAAUAUGAAUCAUUUUUUUCUGUUACAUGACUUUUUCUGGUACUUACCAUUUUCAUUAAAUAACAUAAAAACAAGCAGAAAAAAGAAAGAAACUGCAAUGAACAAACUAACUGUGCCAAUAUUUCAAGUUGUCUAUGAAACACAAUGAAGAAUAUUCUGUUUUAGAGUCUCAAUAAUUAGGUGAUGAGUUGAAUCUGCUGUCACUAGGCCUAUUUAUUCACCUGUUUUCAAGGUCUUCUCGCUCUUUGCACAAUAAUUGUGUCUUUAUCUGGGCCCUAAUCUAAGCCAGUCCCAGACAAUGGGCCUGUUUCAGGAAUGAAGAUGAGGCACUGAGUCAUGGAAUGUAACAAAAACACACAAGAAUCUCUUAGAGCUUGAAGCUGCUUAAGGAUCUUUAAGGACAUCCAUGCAGCUUUGAGUAUUUUAGCUUAAAGGACUGUAACUCUGAUACAGUUGAUUAUCAUGCAAUCCAUAAAAUAUGAGACAUAAUUUGCAAUGCCUUUACACAUUGGCUGAUGUGUGUCUAUACAUUUAAAGUAAAUUUGCAUUUUUCCCAAGGGCGACUUCCUUCCCCAUCUUCCCUAUAUGCUGUAUUCGAAUGUAAGUAAAUUUGUCUGAUCAAUUAAUGACUAUUGACUAGUCCUCUCUAAUAAACAGUAGUAAAGUUUGUGUAAAAAUGAAAA